AUGACGUCUUCUGCCUCCCAUCACCAACAUCCUUCGUCUUCAGUCGCUGAAUUUUCCGCUCACCAAACCGCUUCUUCCUCCAACAUCGACCCGAACGGCAACAUCGCCACUAGUGGCUAUGCGCCAAACGAAAGUCAACUGGCUGGGCUGGUAGAAGCUGCUACUGCAGCAGCUGGUCAAGACGUAUCACCGGAAUGGGCCGCCGCCGCCGCCGUCGCAGCCGCAGCUGGUGCUGCCGGACACCAGCAUCAUCUAGACGGCUACCCCUCGGAUAUGCAUAUCGAGGAUGAUAGCUUUGCAGAUGCAGGUUUUGGGACAGGGCUGGGUGCUGGAAGACAGUUACGAGCUCCAGGGCCCUCCGCCAAUGAACACAGUCAGCCUUCCGGACUGUCAAGAACUGUAUCAAAAAAGAGAAAGAGAGAUGGCCCACUUGACCCAGCCUUAACAGCGUCCGGACCUGGUGGUCACCAGCAGCAGCCCCAUCAGCACAAUUCGCAUCAUUAUGGCGGUGAAAGUCUAGAUAUCCGAUCUGCGCCUCCCCAGUCCUUAUCGGAAGCGCGCGCGGUCGGUUUACAUUCCGCAGCUGCUUUGUUCCGUCAACCCUCGAGCAACAAGAAGUACACACGACCACCCAUGUCGAGGCUUUUCGCUUCACUGGAAUUAUCACCAGAGAAUUUCCUACAUUUACAAGCCGCUGCCAAGGCAUAUAUGCUAGAUGACAAGCAUCCAGAGCGACGUGAGUGUGUCGGUCAACGUGGCAAGGGUGACACAGAAAUGGUUAAAUUGAGACUCUGGAAUUGUGUGCGCCACUUUCUCGAAAUUGAAGGGAAUGGUGAACGCUUUUUCGGUGAAGAUGUAAUCAACGAGGGCAUGGGUCCCAGGACCUAUGUAUGGCCCCGGGAUCAGCAGAAAAUCAUCGCACUUGUCAUUCCACUGCUACGGCGUAUGGUCACCAAUGAACGACAGAGGCAGUAUGCCGUUGAGACGAGGAAAGGGGGAGGAUCAGAGGAACGACGACGAAGGAAAACAGAAGAUAGCCUCCAGAAUAUGAAUAGUGCUAGUCCCCCGAAGUUCCCCGUUGAGGAACAACUCCAGAUGCAUGCACAACAUCAUCCUCCUGAAGGGUAUGCGCCAACACACCCCGAGUUGGGGGCGACUUCCCAAGACAUGGAGUUGGGCCUGACAGAUCUCCUUCCUGACGGCUACCCAGCUGACUGGAAUGCCAUCUCUAAAACGUACGACAUCUACAAUCAAAACUACGAGCUCGACAACCUGUGGUAUCUCUCGGGCCUACAGCAGCCGGAUUGGCGUGGGUUAGUAGCUGCUGUUGACAGCCAUUACCAGGUCAUCCACAACGGCGGUUUUGAUUGUCCCACACCAUGUGAGGACGAGAAUAUCAACCAUAUCUUACAUGCAAACUCUGUGUCGUGUUUAAGGUGGAGAGUUGGCGGGCAUCGAAAUCAAGUUGCCAGGAAUGAGUUUGCAAGCAGUAUCACCCGUGACAUUUCUCGCAUUAUCCGUGAUAAUAUUGCAACGAAACAUGGCGUACAAACGUCAACCGACGACCACGCGUCCAUGCACCCAUCAAGUUUUCCGCCCCUCCCAACGGGUCUAACUAUGCCAAACCCGCCGACAACCUCUCAAGCGCCAAUAUCUUUGCGAAUAAAUAUCAUGCAGAACGGUAAACGUGUCCUUCCGCGGGUAGAUCUUCCUGCAGGACACUGUCCGGACCUUGAGACUUUGAAACAGCUACUCUGCCGUCGAUUCGCGGGCCAGUUGCCAGGUCUACCUUCUGACCCGUCGCUGGACCCUGCAGCCUGGAUGUCUUCGGUUGGCUGGAGAUUCCGAGUCUGGUUGCCCGAGGGCUUGACUCCUGUCCAGAAUGACGGCGAGUGGACGAUCGCACUCCUCUCUGCGGGUAACGUAGACUGGAUGGACGGUGAUCUACGAGUUCUUGUAGAGCUGGAGAGUGCCUCUUAG
Aspergillus nomiae NRRL 13137 is the source of this 1980-nucleotide messenger RNA. RefSeq lists its product as uncharacterized. Lineage: Eukaryota; Fungi; Ascomycota; Eurotiomycetes; Eurotiales; Aspergillaceae. The coding region runs from base 1 to 1980 and encodes 659 amino acids. The record is from RefSeq and is a predicted model, not a curated record. The transcript has 2 exons.